CUUUGUGUGUCAAGCCACUGCUAGAACCAGUUCCUAUAAUACUUACUGCUUAGUGUUUUGGCUUGAUGCCCAUUACACUAGCACUUCUUCUGGUGGGGGUUAGGCUUCAUGGGUUAAUGCACAUAGCGGUUUCUGUUGACUUGUGUGUUUUCAUAGUUAGUUUGUUGGAAUACAGCUGAAAUUUGAAGUUGCUUUCACAGACACCGUAUGAUACUCUUAACGCUUUCUACAAGUCUCUACAAUAAAAAUCUGUUGAAGGUUAGCAUUAGGCCAUUCUGGAAGACAGAUAGUGAGCUGAGCAGCAGAUGCAUAAUGACCAGCAGGGCACACAGGUGGUAAAAAUAGCCACUUCCAUAAGGGUCAAUUGAAAUCCUAACACACUUUACAGUUACUAAUGCUAUUGACUGAGUAGCAGAUCUUUACAGAACAAUGCUGAAUUUUACGAUACUGGUGCAGCUUCCCAUGAUCACUUUCAGCCUUUGUUCAAUUAUCCUACUUUUUAGUUACCUAUAAUUGAACUGAGGCUGUAAAUUACUUUAGCAAUUGUAAAUAUUCUAAAAGUCAUAAAUAGUAGUGUCCAUCUGAGGUUUUAAUGAGAUUUUAAGACCGAUCAAAUCUUGAUGUGAAUGUCAUACAGUACCCUCUGAAAAUUUUGGUACAGCAAGGCUAAACAAAACUCUUGUUUUUGCUAUAUACCGAAGACAUUUGGGUUUGAGUUCAAAAGAUGAAUGAGACGGUAGAUCAGAAUUUCCACUUUCUUUUCAACAAUUUAGAACAUUAUACCUUUUUUGGAAUCCACCCAUAUUUCAAGUGAUCAGAAAUAUGGCAACAGGUGACUGACAGUUGUUUCCUGUUGCCCAGGUAUACCUUGUUAGAUUGAUUGUUUAAAGAAUUAAUAGCUCUGAAUAUCUACUCUUGGUUUGAGCCCUGGGUUUCACCCAUGAAGACCGCAUUUGUUGUUCUAAAAAAUAAAUAAAUAAAUAAAUAAAAAGGGGUAAACCAACAUGAAGAUCAGACAGCUGUUUAUGGGAGAAAACCAUUUUGAAGCUGAGAAAAGAGGGAAAAUUACCAUUGCACAAGCAUUGGGCAUAGCCAUUACAACAAUUUGGAAUGUCCUGAAAAAGACAAACAACCAACAGGUCAGCAAAGGAAAACAGCAAGCAGUUGAUUAUAAACAAUGUGAGAACUGUGAAGAAAAACUCAAAAUCAAUAUUCAGUGACAUCACCAACAACCUCCACAGGGCAGGGUUGAAGUUAUCACAAUCCACUGUUGGAAAAAGACUUUGAGAUCAGAAAUAUAGAGGCUAUACCACAAGAUACAAACCACUGAUCAGCAGUAAGAAUCAGAAAGCCAGGGUAAAAUUUUCAAAGAAAUACAAUGAUGAGGCAGAAAAAUUCUGGAACCAAGAUUAACCUCUACCAAAGUGACGGAAAGGCCUAAGUGUAGAAAGGAUCUGCUCAUGAUCCAAAACAUACAAGCUCAUCGGCCAAGCAUGGUGGAGGUAGUGUCAUGGCUGCUUCUGGAAUUGUCUCACUAAUCUUUAUUGAGGAUGGAAUUCAUGAUAGUAGCAGCAGAAUGAAUUCAGAAGUCUACAGAAACAACCUGUCUUCCAAUUUAUAGAGAAAUGCAUCCAAACUAAUUGGAAGGAACUUCAUCAUGCAGCAAGACUAGGACCCAAAACAUACUGCCAAUUCACCAAAGGACUUUAUCGGGGGAAAAGUGAAAAGUUUUAGACUGGUGAAGUCAGUCACCAGAUCGUAACCCAAACUGAACAUUGAAAUUCUGAUCUAUCAUCUCAUAUUCAUGUUUUGAUCUCAAACCCAGAUGUCUCCAAUGUAUAGCAAAAAAAACUUUUUGUUCCAAUACUUUCAGUUGGGACUGUAUUUACAUUUAUUGCUAUAAUGGGGCAUUUAAGUUAAAAUUCUUUUGUACUGUAUAUUCCUUUUAGUGAGUCAUGCUCUUGUCAGCACCCAAGUAACUGUCAAUCUUCCUAGCCGAAGUUACUGCAGAAACUCCUGGUGAAGAAUUUGAGCCCUGCAGCCCAACCUCUUUGCUGUGUAUACACACAGACUCAACAGCCACACAUGCUUGUUUUCCCUUCCCCCAUUGGGCCGGUCAGUCUCUCGCAUGCCUGGAUUGCCUCCUGAAUUAGCCAGUGCUGCGCCGCUUUCCUUUGCUCAGGGUGACUGAAGAGUUGAAGUAUGGUUAGUACAGGGAAGUGUGCGCAGUGAACCUGAGAGUCCCUAACCCACAGACAUGGACCCUUUCUCUGAGGUACCCUUUAUAGAUGAUGAAGGUCUUACAAUGAAAAGUACAGUGCCUGAUCGAGAUCCUGAUGCAUACAUCUACACCAAGUUCUUCAUGAACCACUGCUGCUAUGACGCCAUACCAACCAGCUCUAAACUGGUCAUCUUUGAUACAACACUGCAGGUGAAGAAGGCAUUCUUUGCAUUAGUCGCUAACGGAGUUCGAGCCGCACCUUUAUGGGACAACAAGCAGCAGUGUUUUGUAGGGAUGCUUACUAUAACAGAUUUCAUUAACAUUCUUCAUCGAUAUUACAAAUCGCCCAUGGUUCAGAUCUAUGAAUUAGAAGAGCAUAAGAUUGAAACCUGGCGAGAGGUCUACCUUCAGUAUUCCGUCAACUCUCUGAUUAGCAUCACCCCCGAAUCCAGCCUCUUUGAUGCCAUUUACUCCCUACUGAAGAACAAGAUUCACAGGCUACCUGUUAUCGAUCCAGAAUCAGGAAAUGUUCUGCACAUACUUACCCACAAACGCAUCCUGAAAUUUCUGCACAUCUUUGGUUCCAUGAUCCCAAAGCCUCGAUUCUUACAGAAGCGAAUUCAGGAUGUCGAAAUUGGAACCUUCAAGAGGAUCGCCACAGUGGAGGAUACUGCAACGGUUUAUGAGGCAUUAUCAGUAUUUGUUGAACGCAGAGUAUCAGCACUGCCUGUUGUAACUGAACAAGGAAAGGUGGUGGCCCUUUACUCCCGUUUUGAUGUAAUUAACCUGGCUGCUCAGAAAAAUUACAAUAACCUGAAUAUGACAAUGCGAGAAGUGAUUGAGGGCCGCUCAUGCUGUAUUGAAGGAGUGCUGAAGUGUUAUCCACAUGAAACCCUGGAGACCAUUAUUGAUCGCAUAGCUGAAGCAGAGGUUCAUCGUCUAGUUCUGGUAGACGAACAGGAUAUGGUGAGGGGAAUCAUCUCGCUGUCUGACUUGCUGCAGGCGUUGGUCUUAACACCUGCUGGUAUUGAUGCUCUUUUCUCUUAGCAACUGUAGAGGAGUGAUCUCGCCAUCACAGUCCCUCCCUUCCUCAGUCAGGGGCUCGCACUUCUCCCUGUAUUUUUGAGCAAACUUUGGUGCUUCUUGUCUGCUGUGCCUGUAAAUAUUUCUCCCCCCUAUUUGGGCAAUGUUAGGCUACUGUUGGACCAUGGGGAAUGACAUGCACAUCUGAUCUUAUUCUGGCUUGAUCUAAACUGGUGGCCUAGAAUUAUUACUGUUGUAUCAGAGACCACUUUGCUGGACAAGGUUGCUCUGUGCUAAUGAACUAUGUCAUGAGUAUGAGUUUUUUUGGUAACCAAGACAUAUGUUGGGAAUCUGAUCUCUCACAAAUACAGCAUCUGGACAUUGAUCUAUGAUUGUUUUCAUACUACAUACCCACAGGUCUCAGAAGAUAUUUCACAACCAAAGGCUAUGAAUUUGAAAUGUAUAUUAGAUUUAAAAAGUACAGUUGUUCUAAAUAAUUAAACAUAACUAAUGAUACUCAUCUGUGUAAUGUUGGUCGAUGAUGGACGUUCUAUUUUCCAAAGAAUUUUUGCAAAACAGACUUUAAGGAAAAAUAAUUCAGUCCUAGAUGAAGAUUUUUCAAGUUCAAGUGGUUUUAUUUUCAUUUCAACCAUAUACAGCUGAUACAGUACACAGUGAAACGAAACAACGUUCCUCUAGGACCAUGGUGCGACAUAAAACAACACACUAACCACAUGAGACGACACAGAACUAAAUAAGAUCUACACAUUCUACACAAAGUGUACAUGCAGACUUGUGCUAACAACACAGGACAGUACAAUUCUACUAAAACAGAACAAUAGGCACAGUAAGUGACAGUGUAGCGCCGAACAGUACACAAUUUUAGUGUGGAAGUGUCUGAUAUAAUAGGUGGUGCAGAAGAUAUGUGCCAAGGAGUAACACUAUAAUUUAAAAAUGGUUUUAUGACCUAGUACACAUUAACAGGUAAAUCUGAAAUUGCAUCUUUUCUUAUCCCAAUCCUGAGCUUGGGAUAGUGUUUGUGCAUGUUCUUCUCAUAUCUUUGAUGGGGGUUCCUUCAGGUUCUCCAGUUUCCUCCCACCUCCCAUGACAAAUAGGUUUAUUGGUUAAGAUAAAUUUCCCUUAAGCAUUAAUGAGAGUGUGACUGUAUGUGUGCAUGGUGCAGUGAGAUGGACUGGUAUUCCAUCCAGGGUAUAUUCCUGCUUCACACUGUUUUUUCAGGAAUCAGGCUCUGAAUCCACUGCAACCCUGACUGGUUUUCCAUUUUCCCUUUCCAUCCACACUAAAGCAGUGUUUUCAAACUCUGAAAACUCUCUAAUCCACUCUCCAAAGCGAAUAACUCUAAAAUUCAGUUUCUGUGAUUGUAAUGUGAAAAUGUACAUGGCAUAGAUUCCAAUUCCAAGAUGGUGGAACUUUCUACAAUGCUGUUUUCUGUAUUAUUUAUUUAAAUUUCAUGUUUAACUGCUUUGCAUACAAUUAUACAAGCAAUGCGGUGGCGUAAGCUAAAGCAUGUUUUAUGCUCAUGUUUUCAACAAAAAAAAAAAGAAACGCAAGAUGAAGAUUACAUGAAUGUCAUGGUUUUCUGUCGUUUUUGGAGAUUACACAUGUGUGGCUUAGUUAGUAAGUUCAUGUAUAUAUCACAAUUAAUGAAGCAUAAAUAAUUGUAUUUUUACUUGUGUAUAGUUUUGUUAAUAAAUGUUUAAGAAAAUAGUGUAUUUUUAUGAAAGGUUUGGAGAAAUAUGUAAUAAUGUUGUGCACUUUACUUGUGUAAUGAUGGGAACCCACUACGUGCACAAAUUAUUUGCAUAUUUUUGAGUGUACUUUUAGAUUGUCUACAUGCAUACUGUGUCAUGUUGAAAGCAUUUCCAGCAUUGUGACGAGAUACAUAUUUACAGACUGGACUAAAAGGUGACUCUAAGUUACAGAUUAUACAUAAUCAUUGCUGUUGGGUACUGAAAGUAUGCUGGAUUUCCAUUUCCCUUUGUACCUGAUUAAAUAUAACACACUUGAAGCCUAAUGUAUGACCAAUUAUGUUUUGUUUUCACCUUUUCUAAGAGACUAUAAUAAGCAAAAUCUUAAUUAAUAAAGCCAUGUUUC
Molecule: messenger RNA, 5359 nt
Organism: Ictalurus punctatus (channel catfish)
Lineage: Eukaryota; Metazoa; Chordata; Actinopteri; Siluriformes; Ictaluridae
Gene: prkag3b
Product: protein kinase, AMP-activated, gamma 3b non-catalytic subunit
Exons: 12
Coding region: 2258-3268 (336 amino acids)
Source: RefSeq, a predicted model, not a curated record